AAAAAACUUGGCAGGAGAGCUGGGCAAACAAGUCCAGAGAUACACACAGUGUCACCCGCUGCCCGGGCACGGCAGAGGCGGCCGCCCGGGACCGAGACUUGGGGAGCCUAUACAUGCAGGAUCCGCAGGGACCCGAUGAAAAGGUCCUGAUAUCCCUAUGCUAAAAACUGCUUAAGAAAAUCUGUCAUUUUACUGCUGAAGGAAAACCAACCUCCUGGAAAUUGAUCUUCAGAACGAUUUGUUUGAAUGACUGAACUUCAAGGAGCACUUUAGAGGCCUGGAUUUGCCUGUGCGCUUGUUUCAUUCCAUAAGAGAAACCUACAGAGCGUUCUGUACUUCUCAUGAAGAGUGGUAGGAGGGGGGUGCACUAGGAUGGCUACCGCCGUGCAACCAAAUGAGUUGGUGUUCGAGUUUGCAAGCAAUGUCAUGGCCGAUGAGCACCAGAUGAGAACAUUCCUUUCUGUUGGUGGGAGUGAGAAAAAUAUGGAAUAUACAUGGAAGCUUGACGACCCUUCGAUCUUUCCGGCGGUCAUUGUGGAACACAUACCAAAUGCAGAUUUACUGCACAGCUACUCUGGACUAACCUGCGUAGAUGAUACGAAUGACAUGAUCACGGAGACCUCGCUGGAUGUAGCCGAAGAGCAGAUCAUAGAAGAUGACGACCUCACUCUUACAGUUGAAGCUUCCUGUCAGGAUGGCGAUGAGACCAUGGAAACAAUUGAAGCAGCUGAAGCACUUCUUAAUAUGGACUCUCCAGAUGCAUUACUGGAUGAGAAAAGAUUAGCUAAUAUAUUUGGAUCAUCUGAAGAUGAGCUGAUUGUCACUCCAAUUACACAUGUAUCAGUCACCGUAGAUGGGAUUCCGGAGGUAAUGGAGAUCCAUCAGAACAUGUAUGAAGAGCCAGUAGAAUAUCCUCCUGAUGAGCAGCCGAAAAGGAAAAAAGGGAGGAAACAAAAAACGACUCGCUCGGAGUCCCCCACGACUACCCCAAAUAUAUCUGUGAAGAAGAAAAGCAAAGACGGGAAAGGUAAUACCAUUUACCUUUGGGAAUUCCUAUUGGCUUUGCUUCAAGACAAAGCUACAUGCCCAAAGUACAUUAAGUGGACACAAAGGGAAAAGGGCAUCUUCAAACUGGUGGAUUCCAAAGCUGUUUCUAAGCUUUGGGGCAAGCACAAAAACAAGCCUGACAUGAACUAUGAAACGAUGGGCAGAGCACUCAGGUACUAUUACCAAAGAGGUAUUUUAGCAAAAGUGGAAGGCCAACGUCUUGUCUAUCAGUUCAAAGAAAUGCCAAAGGAUCUCGUAUACAUUGAUGAGGAGGACUCGAGCUCUGCAGAAUACUCAGGAAAUUUACAUUCUCCAGUUUCUACUCCCAAUCGAAAUCAAGCACGGGCAUCUAAAGUAGCUCCAAAUGCUGGAACAAGAGGUAGCUCAACCACUGUUGUAAAGUCCCCCAGGUCUUCAAAAAUGAAAGAACUAGAGGAGCCUAGCCAGCAACAGUUACUACCAUCAGAUAUGCUGAGGACAAUGACUCCUCAGCCAACUCAUCUUUAUCGGACAGUCCAUUUAAUGUCUGGACAGGCUAUUCCUGAACAAGGCUUAACAUGCUCCAUUCCGAAUGAGACAUUGCCUUCUGUGCAGACUAUCAGAACGAUCCAGUCUCCAGGACAGGUCCCAGUUGUGGUGGGCCCUGGCAAUCAGCAGCUGCAUACUGUAACACUCCAAACCAUGCCUCUCACCACAGUCAUAACAAGCACAGACCCCAGUGCCCCAGCGGGGUCACAGAAAUUUAUACUUCAAGCCAUUCCUUCCGCACAGCCAAUGACCGUACUCAAGGAUAAUAUGGUGCUACACCCUCAAAGAGCUGGCUCACCUCCACCGUCCAUUGUCCUGAGCCCUAGCCAGGUCCAGCAGGUUCUCAAUGGCAGCGUUCAGGGGCUUUGCAAUGGAACAGUAAGUGUGUCUUCAUCUCCAGCCUUCUGUGCAACCACUCCAGUCAUGACCUUCUCAACAAGCACUUCGCCUCUGGUUAACCAAACUCCAGGCACAGUUAUCACAUCAGUUAUCAAAUCCCCAGAGUCCAAACAAACAUUUGCUCCCAUCACCAAUGACCAGGGUGCCCAGGAAGACACAGAUGAGACUGCUGAGCAGAAAUAUCAGCCUUCAUGUGUACUGGUGGUAGCCAGUUCAAAUGGAUUUCCAGCCCAGAUGGAAAUUAAAAAGGAAAACGACCCAUGGGAGUUUGACUCAAAUUGAUAAUAUAGAAAACUAUAUAUUUAAGAUUUUCCAAAUGUGAUGGGCUCUUCUCCAAUAUUCUCUCUAUUUUUUCAAAGCACAUCUAUAUUUUUCAUAAAUCCUCUUCCCGCUAUGUGAUACCCUAGCAGUAAAAGUUUUAAUUUCUGUUCAGCUGGUUUUGAUUUUAAGCUUUUCUUAUUUUUCCACAUUCUGGAAUCUUAAUCAGGAAAGUCCGUAUUCUUCAUCAACAAUUCCACUUGGGCGUAUCGCUUAUUCCAGGACCCCCUAUGUUGAAGGAAUGAGCCUUUUUAAUUCUGUGAGGACAAAGUGUAACUGUCUAUGAUGCAAAUAUUUUUAAAGCCGUUUUUGACAAUCUUCCGGUGUGUUCAUUAAGCUGCGCUCUCUAAAUUCUAUUUUGUUAGCCUGUAAAUAGGAAAAGCCAAUAAAGCUUUGUAUUCUAGCAGACUGCUCUGUAUCCCCCCACUGAUCGAAGACUACUUCAGAGCCAGAAUAUAAAA
This is a messenger RNA of Bufo bufo (common toad), 2753 nucleotides long. RefSeq names its product E74 like ETS transcription factor 1 (gene ELF1). Gene Ontology annotation, biological process: regulation of transcription by RNA polymerase II; cell differentiation. Bases 373 to 2256 code for a protein of 627 amino acids. Gene Ontology annotation, cellular component: nucleus. NCBI's taxonomy places the organism in Eukaryota, Metazoa, Chordata, Amphibia, Anura, Bufonidae. The record is from RefSeq and is a predicted model, not a curated record. The transcript has 11 exons. Gene Ontology annotation, molecular function: sequence-specific DNA binding; DNA-binding transcription factor activity, RNA polymerase II-specific.